This is a messenger RNA of Carassius gibelio (silver crucian carp), 1059 nucleotides long. Its product is annotated as catechol O-methyltransferase domain-containing protein 1. The transcript is spliced from 7 exons. Bases 79 to 858 code for a protein of 259 amino acids. The record is from RefSeq and is a predicted model, not a curated record. Gene Ontology annotation, molecular function: O-methyltransferase activity; S-adenosylmethionine-dependent methyltransferase activity. NCBI's taxonomy places the organism in Eukaryota, Metazoa, Chordata, Actinopteri, Cypriniformes, Cyprinidae.
CGUUCACGUGUAGCUCGCGCUCGCGUUAGGUCAGAUGUAAAGAGCUUCAGACGAAGAGCGGGAGUGAUUAUAAUAAUAAUGUCAUUUCAUAACUUCUCCAAAGAAGCGAUUAUAGGCUCAGCGACGCUGGGGGUGAUUUUUAUAGCGGGAUAUUAUGUGGGCAAACGCAAAUCUAAAGUGUUCAGAAUGUCGUCGGGUAAGAGUCACGUGGGACGGAAAGAUGACCCAGUGAUGCAGUACCUGCUCGAUCACUCUCUGAGGGAACAUCCAGCCCUCAAAAAACUACGCCAGAAAACCAUGGAGCACGAGAUGAACAUGAUCAUGGUGGCAUGUGAGCAGUCGCAGUUCAUGGCAAAUCUAGCCAGUUUAAUCAAGGUCAAGAAAGCUAUUGAAAUCGGUGUUUAUACGGGGUAUAAUGCGUUGAGUAUCGCUCUCACGCUGCCUGAAGACGGGAAACUGAUCGCGUGUGACGUCAGUGAAGAAUACAUCAACAUCGGCAGACCUUUCUGGAGACUGGCCGGUGUCGAGGACAAAAUCGACGUGCGUCUGAAGCCAGCUCUGCAAACUCUGGACGAGCUUCUGGCCGCUGGAGAAGCAGAGACGUUUGAUUUCGUCUUCAUUGACGCUGACAAAGUCAACUACGACAACUACUAUGAGAAAUCCCUGCAGCUGGUCCGGAAAGGAGGAAUAAUCGCUAUCGAUAACGUUUUGUGGAGCGGUCGAGUGGUGAACCCAGAAGAAGGAGACAUCGACUCCAUCAGCAUUGAUAAACUGAACAAGAAGCUCCAUCGAGACGUCAGGAUCCAGCUGAGCAUGUUAUCUGUAGGAGACGGCCUCACUUUAGCCUUCAAAAUAUGACUUUAUACUGAUAUACCAUCAUAACAGAAAACAUGUGCAGCCAUCUCUGUUUAGGUUUUUCAACUGAAAACAUGCAUUGUGAUAAUUGAAAGUUUUGUAUUCAAUUGUUAAUGGGGCCAACUAUUGAUUUUUCUGAAAAUACAUUUCAAAUAUGUUUUUGUGAUCUAAUUGUUUUUAAUAAACAAAGCUACUGCACUGAAA